CCAGUUUACCUAUUUUUUAAAGGGUACAUCGACGAGGGCGAAUUCCGAACUAAGGACAUCAUGGAGGAGGAGCACCAGCGCAACGGUCGCUACCGCAGUCAGUUGGGCGGUUACCAGCCAAGUCAACGUUCCGUUCAUAUGCACCACCACUUCCACGAUGGCCACCAACAAGAGCUCGGCUCAGCGCCUCCUUUGCAACGAGAAUCAAAUAACCGUUCAAGCGAAACCUUGUCCAACGGCGGAGUGGAGCCUUGCCGCUGCAGGACUGAUCCGGACGCAAUGUUUUUAAUGAGUCUGCUGCCAGAUAUUCAAACGCUGGACGGACGGGACCGCGAAAGUCUCAAAAUAGGCAUGCGGACACUACUUCAAAACUUAUUACAUCCAUAGUUUCCAUCUCCAUAAUAUACCUUUACACUUUCCAUAAUUCGAUCUCUAUGUACCUUUACACUUUCCAUUAAAAUUAUAUCAAAAUAAAAAAUUUCCGUCAAAAUAGCCAAAAAUUAGCGUCACGAGGUUUAUGGAUGGCCCAAAAUGAA
Drosophila ficusphila is the source of this 536-nucleotide messenger RNA. RefSeq lists its product as uncharacterized. Lineage: Eukaryota; Metazoa; Arthropoda; Insecta; Diptera; Drosophilidae. The record is from RefSeq and is a predicted model, not a curated record. The coding region runs from base 61 to 387 and encodes 108 amino acids. Gene Ontology annotation, molecular function: DNA binding. The transcript is spliced from 2 exons.